Protopolystoma xenopodis is the source of this 453-nucleotide messenger RNA. The record is from the annotation of a GenBank genome assembly. NCBI's taxonomy places the organism in Eukaryota, Metazoa, Platyhelminthes, Monogenea, Polystomatidea, Polystomatidae.
ACGGCUUUGCGACUCAACCGCGUUCGGGGCUGGUGGGUCGUCUCGGUUUCUCGCCCGUCGCUUGGCGGCCAUCUUGCCUCGUCGCCAGGCCGGACACAAGGGCCGGCCAUUUCCGAGUCUGCAAUGAACCUUCGCUCUCCUCGGCGUUCACGCCUCGUCACCGACCCCAUGCCCCCCCACCCCUCAACCCCUCGACUCCACACAUCGAGUGCAUCCGUGACGGAGGCUAUCACCUCGCUGGUUGCCUUGGCAUCGGCAACUGUCUGCCAGGCAUUACAUGACAGAGCAAUGGACAAGAGGCGAUUAGGGCCAGUGGCUACGACUGCCCCGGUUAAUGUCAGCGCUGCGUCACCAAGGCGACGCGAACAGGAGCAGGCUUGGGGCGUCAGUAUGGACCGAGGCUCGCUCGAUCCUGCCACGUCUGUGUGGCCUUUUAGUGGGUCCAUCGGCUGA